Messenger RNA from Gekko japonicus, 997 nucleotides. It is a transcript of the gene PCSK1N, whose product is annotated as proprotein convertase subtilisin/kexin type 1 inhibitor. Lineage: Eukaryota; Metazoa; Chordata; Lepidosauria; Squamata; Gekkonidae. The record is from RefSeq and is a predicted model, not a curated record. The coding region runs from base 35 to 997 and encodes 320 amino acids. Gene Ontology annotation, molecular function: endopeptidase inhibitor activity. The transcript has 4 exons. Gene Ontology annotation, biological process: negative regulation of endopeptidase activity.
CAGCCUCUGCUUCCUGCCGCCGACUCGGGGAGCGAUGGGCCCGGCGCUGCUGCUCGCGCUGCUCUCGGGCCUCGGAGCCGCCAAGCCUUUCUCCACUGCGGGAAGCUCCCGUGGAGGGUCAGCCCACAGUUUAUCUGUGGGUCCCCGACGGGUUCGACGUGAGCUUCAGGGAGUGCCCUACGAGGCGGUUGAGACCGCGUUGGCCAAUGAGGUGUAUUAUCCCGAAUUGGUCCGGCUGGCCGCGCUGGAGAGAGCCUUGUCGCCCCCUGGUGGACAGCUGCGGGACGAGCAUCUCGUCCAGGCCUUAGAGAGAGCCUUGGCGUCCUCCGGCAACCAACUACAAGACGAACGCUUGGCCCAGGCGUUAGAAAGGGCUGCAGCGCCACCUCCUGGUAACCAGUUCCAGCCAGAUGAGCGUCUGGCCCUGGCUUUGCAGCGUCUGCUUCAGGAUGGGCAUCGCCGGGACCAGGAGUCUGUCUAUCUGGCCAACCUUCUGAGGCUUUGGGACGAGGCCAAGGGAGCGGCGUUGUACCCUGACUACGACGAGACCGGCCUAGCGGGUGGCUCCUCUCCACCGAGAGUGUCCCUCGGUCGCUACGGGGCCCCGGAAGGGGGUUUUGAACCGCAAGAAGAAGAGCUGGGCGGGGAAGAAGAGCCUGUCGGAGAGGUGGACCCCGAAAUGCUAAGGUACCUGGUUGGCAAGAUCCUGUCCGGCACCAACCUGCCCCCUCAACGCCUCCCAGCACCCCCCAGGCGCUUGCGGCGGGCCCUUUUUGACGGAGGGGACCUCCCCGAGCCACCCAGUCUCCUUCGGGUCAAGCGGCUCGGCGUGGAGGCCGGAGGGCAGCCCCAGCUUCAGCGGAUCAAGCGGACGGACGGGGGCGGGAGGAAGAAGGACGGCGGGAGCUCAAAGGCUGACGCCAAAAGUAAGCGUCAUGUUGAAUAUCUGAAAAGUUUUAAGGCCAUUUCUGACAUAGCAGCCGUUGCUGACAAGUAA